AUGGCUCCACUCCGGCAUCGAUCUAUCAUCGUCAUUGAUGAUGAAGAUGAUGUGGCAGUAGAUGACGAUUUGAUAAUCCAUUAUCAUGGACCCUCUUACUCAUCUUCUUCGCAAGUCGCCAAGCCAGCAUCUACUCCGGGAAAUACCUCUCGUCAAACCACCCCUGCCGUUCAACAUAUCUCGGAAUCUCUGGAUAAACGUUGCACUUCGAAGUUACCCAAAGCUUCUAUCGUUUCACAGUUUCGAAGUCUUGAUUGGAGUCCUAAGACACCUCGAUCAGAGAAUAUGACGCCAAUUCAGCCCAACAAGCCCAGUCAUGCUUCCAGAAUCUCGUCGAUGAGCAGCGCAUCGAAAGAGCGUGAGAGAUCAUGUACUCUUUCGCUUUCGCCUACAGAGCAGUCAUGGAUCAAUACAUCAAUGGGCGGAACUGCUGGAGAACCGAUUGAACUUCUGGCCAAUGACUCUGGUGGAGAAGCCGAAGGAAAAACAGCGGAACGCCCAAACAGAAAAGGGCGAUCUAGGGACAACGGAUCUUAUUCUCUCGUCCCAAAGAGCGGAGCUGGCCAACUCCAGCAAUAUAUCUUGCUAGAUGACGAUGACAAAGACGGAGAUGAACCACCGAAUGCACUGACUCGAAGUUUGAGAAGACUCCCCACCGCCGACGAUGAGCUGAUUGAUCUUGAGGAAAUCGAAGACGACUUGCUACAACUUGAUGAUCAAGUGCUGCAGAUUGAAGAGGCUUAUUUUGGAGAGGCAAGACCACAAGAUGGCAGAAAACCUUCUAGAGCAGUGAAGAUCGACCCCCGAAAUACCGAAAUUGUCUUCCCGUUUGUGAGAAAAGAGUCUCUCAAGCACAUUGGCAGCACGCUCAUCCCAAAUAAGACAGUCGAGUUGAGUGAUGGUAGCUUUCUGCGCAUCAAGGAUGUCGUACUCAACACUCAGACGAAGGCGGUGACAUUACGUGGGCAUCGACUUCAGAGAACUCGAGAUAUGAACGGGAUGCUCGAGAAGAAGAUGAAUGAGUGUCUUCUUUUCCUUGAAGUUGAUCUCGACGAUCACAGAGACCCGCUGGCGCAAGCUAUUGUUGAAACUCCGCUCACCGAGGUCGUCCAACUUCGGAACGUGCGAUACACAAACGAGAAAUUCCCCAUCAAUAGGAAUUUAGACUUCAAUGAGUUCAACACUAAAGAUGCGGCGCUCGAAACUGGUGGUUUAACUGCUCGCUGGAAGUACACCUGCCGAUACGCCUCUGCAAUCAACAGAUAUCAUAACACUUUUGAAGAACGAUCCUUGGAGCGUCUCAUCCUGGAUGAGUGCACCAAGGGAUAUUCUACCCCAGACGCAGCUCGUCGAUUCAAGUGGCGGGGUGAAACUAUUCUUGGCGGUGCCUACCAACCUACUAUUGACAAAGGGGGGGCCAUCUUUCUUGCAGAGAGUCGCCAAGGGAGUAUUGUCAGCAUCAGAAGCUCAGAAGAAGCUGAUGAAUUUUCUCUCGUGCACGUUCAUUCAAUCGACGACUCUUCUGACGAAGAGGACCUCCGGAACUUCGUCAGAGAAAGCUGUUCCCAUCCCAAAGUCCCCAAGCGAAAGCAUAGCCAGCUAGGAGCUUCCUCUUCGAGGCGGGUCCCUAGCCGUGGACAAGGUCAGAAGAAAAUGAGACGUGCAGAAGAGGAAUCCGUGAAGGAAACCAGGGAGGAGAUGUCAAGAAUGAGUCUGCAGCCUGGUCAGAAAACGGGAUCCAGGACCAACCCAAAGGUUAUAGACCUUUCAUCAAGGUUAUCUGUUGCUAUUGAUCUCACCCAAUCCGACUUGGCAACACCUCCUCGCAAAGGCUCAAUACGAACAAACUCUCGCACCGUACGGCCACGAAGCAUGAGAACCGCUGGUCAGAGGUUGACCUACGGUGACUCGUUCUGCGGAGCUGGUGGUGCAACUCGAGGAGCUGCUAUGGCAGGUCUUCGCGUCAUCUGGGGAUUCGACUUCUGGAAGCGAGCGUGCGAGACCUGGGAGGCCAACUUCCCUUACGCAAGAUGCUUUCGCGAGCCUGCCCACGAAUUCGUUGACUUCGCGAAGCGCUAUCCACAUCUUGUCAAAGUAGACAUUCUACAUUUGUCUCCACCCUGCCAGUUCUUCUCGCCUGCUCAUACGAUCAAUGGUGUUGAUGAUGAAAUGAACACCGCAAGUUUGUUUGCUGUGCAGGCUGUGAUUGAGGUUACUAGGCCGAGGAUCGUUACACUUGAACAAACGUUUGGGAUUAAUCAUCCGCGAUUCAGGUUCUACUUCAAUGCACUAAUCCAAAUGUUUACGGCUCAUGAUUUCUCCAUCCGAUGGGCAAUCAUUCCUUUGGCUCAAUGGGGUCUGCCGCAGCGACGAAUGAGACUGAUCAUCAUUGCCUGUUGCCCUGGCGAAAUUCUCCCAAGGAUGCCAGCCGCAACACACUCUGAACUCGGUGGAGGCAAUCCACCUCUGAAGCCCUUUACUUCAGUUCAAUCCGCCCUCUCGACGAUCCCUCCUCCGAAUCCAUUCCACCCCGACCCACUCCAUGACCACGCUGCAGUCACAUUCGCACCCAACAAGACCUUGAUACCCUGGGACGCUAGUAAAAUCCUUCCCCGAGCAAUGACUACUAGUGGUGGUGGGAAUUACCAUCCAUCGGGAAAGAGAGAUUUCACCUUGAGAGAAUAUGCGACUUUGCAGGGCUUCCCACAAUGCCAUAUUUUCAAGGGCAGCUAUGUCAAGAAGCAGAUUGGGAAUGCGGUGCCGCCUUGCGUCGCGAAGGCGUUGUUUGAGAGCAUCAAAAAGGAUUUGGAUGCGACUGAUGGGGUGGAGGAUGAUGCGGAGUGGGUUGAGUGA
Molecule: messenger RNA, 2853 nt
Organism: Hyaloscypha bicolor E
Lineage: Eukaryota; Fungi; Ascomycota; Leotiomycetes; Helotiales; Hyaloscyphaceae
Product: S-adenosyl-L-methionine-dependent methyltransferase
Exons: 4
Coding region: 1-2853 (950 amino acids)
Cellular component (GO): nucleus
Molecular function (GO): methyltransferase activity
Source: RefSeq, a predicted model, not a curated record